Messenger RNA from Panicum virgatum (switchgrass), 525 nucleotides. RefSeq names its product polycomb group protein EMF2B-like. NCBI's taxonomy places the organism in Eukaryota, Viridiplantae, Streptophyta, Magnoliopsida, Poales, Poaceae. Gene Ontology annotation, molecular function: chromatin DNA binding. The transcript is spliced from 7 exons. The record is from RefSeq and is a predicted model, not a curated record. Gene Ontology annotation, cellular component: nucleus. Bases 1 to 525 code for a protein of 174 amino acids.
AUGGAAUCAGGGUCACCUGAAGAUGCCCGGGCAGGAUCUGAGGAUGACUAUGUGCAAGGGGAGAAUGGGACUUCUGUAGCAAAUGCUUCAAUUGAUCCUGCCCAAUCUUUACAUGGUAGCAAUCUUUCACUACCAACAGUACUACAGUUUGGGAAGACAAGGAAGCUAUCUGAGCGAGCUGACCCUAGAAAUCGGCAACUCCUGCAAAAGCGGCAGUUCUUCCAUUCGCACAGGGCACAGCCCAUGGAAUUGGAUCAAGUGUUCUCAGACCGUGAUAGUGAAGAUGAAGUUGACAAUGAUAUUGCUGACUUUGAGGAUAGAAGAAUGCUUGAUGAUUUUGUUGAUGUUACGAAAGAUGAGAAGCUUAUUAUGCAUAUGUGGAAUUCAUUUGUUCGAAAACAAAGGGCGCUAGCUGAUGGUCAUGUACCUUGGGCCUGCGAGGCAUUCUCCCAAUUUCAUGGACGGCGACUUGUGCAGAACCCUGCUCUACUGUGGGGCUGGCGUUUCUUCAUGAUCAAACUCUAG